Molecule: messenger RNA, 8153 nt
Organism: Salmo salar (Atlantic salmon)
Lineage: Eukaryota; Metazoa; Chordata; Actinopteri; Salmoniformes; Salmonidae
Product: nuclear receptor coactivator 6
Biological process (GO): positive regulation of transcription by RNA polymerase II
Cellular component (GO): histone methyltransferase complex; nucleus; transcription regulator complex
Source: RefSeq, a predicted model, not a curated record
UUUUUGCCACGGCUCCCCGAUUCAUGUUGUUUUCUUAGCUAGCAGGCGUUGCAUUGUUGUACUUGCUCCCAAAUGGAUCUAUCUGAUGCCUAGUUCAAACCACAACAUUUCUAACAGAAAAAGGCAAAUGGUAGCAGAUAAAUGCAUAAACGGUUCCAGUCUUCCCCACGCCAGUCCCACUAAGAGGGGUGGAUGGCACAUCAACACCCCCCAUCAGAGCUUCCCCAGUGGACAGUAGUCCCAGAUGGGGACCCUGAUUCAGAUUCCGACCAGGACUCUGGAGUCGGAGAGGAUGCUGGCGUUCACCAUGGCAAUGACGUUUUGCACCGGCAGGAGGGAGUUGGAGAGAGAGGCAGAGGGGAAGCGGGGGAUUUCAACAUCUUUGUUGCCUUUCGGGGAAACAUGGAUGACGAGGACUUCCAAGAGAAACUUGACAACAUACUUAACAGGAUGCCUAGUAUGCUUGAAUUGGACUCAGAAAGACUGCAGCUCCAGCAUGUGGAGCCAUGGAACAGUGUGCGUGUCACCUUUAACAUUCCUCGGGACGCGGCAGAGCGCCUCAGGCUGCUGGCCCAGAACAACCAGCAGCAGCUCCGAGACCUGGGCAUCCUCUCUGUACAGAUAGAGGGUGAAGGAGCCAUAAACGUGGCCAUUGGGCAGAAUAGAGGUCAGGAGGUCAGGGUAAACGGACCAAUCGGUGCGUCCGGUCAGAUGAGGAUGGAUUUGGGAUUCCCAGGACAACCAGGCCCAGGAGGCAUGAGAAUGAGCAACCCGUCGAUGGUCCCCCCUUGCCCCAGUAUGUCUGGACAGGCCAUGGUUCCCGGCAGCAGUGGACAGAUGCACCCCAGAGCCCCUAGACCCCCCUCACAAACUGAUGCGAUGGGCCCAAUGAUGUCCUUGCAGCAGCAGCUUCAGCAUCCCCAGGCUGGCCCCUAUGGCCAAGGACCCAUACCCCCCCAGGCAGCUCACCACAUGCAGACCAUGCAGGUGGGGAGGCAGCUAAACCCGGCUACCCUCCAUCAGCUGCAGCAACAGCAGCAGGCCCAGCAACAAGCCCAGCUCUCCCAGCUUGGUGGCCCCCGUCCCCCCUUCAACCCCUCUGGCCAGAUGCCUGUACCCUCCGGCUGGAACCAGCUCCCCUCAGGGGUCCUCCAGCCUCCGCCAGCCCAGGGAGGACCCAUGGGCUCAGCCUGGAGGAAGGCCCCUCCCCAAGCUCAGAUGACUCAACGUCCCCCCUCCCUGGCUACGGUCCAGACCCCCAGCCACCCUCCACCUCCGUACCCGUUUGGUAGCCAACAGGCUGGCCAGGUGUUUAAUGCUAUGGUGCAGGGGCAGCUCCAGCAGCAGCCAGGGGCUGGUCAGUUUGCAGCCCCCCAGCCUAAAGGUCCCCAAGGUGGGCCUGGACCCCCUAGACCUCCUUCAGCAGGGCCUCAGGGAAACCUCACAGCCAAGUCUCCUGGGUCUUCACCUUCCCUCUUCCAGCAGGGCUCUCCAGGGACUCCUCCCAUGAUUGGGCAGGGUCAGGCUCAGCUGGGCCCGAGACCUAUGACCCCACAGGGUUUCCCUCAAGGGGUAGGCUCACCGGGCAGGGCAAUACUGGGACAGCAGGGUAACAUGCAGCAAGGGUUCAUGGUAAUGCCCCAAAAUGGGCAGGCUGGACCUCCGGUUCAUCAAGGAGGAAUGGCAGGCAUGCCCAAUCGUCUGCCCAUGGGGUUCCCUAACGUCCCAGGGAACCAGAACUUUGUCCAGGGUCAGGUGACUAGCGCCCCAGGAACCCCUGGGGGAGGAGCCAAUCCCCAGCUCCAGAGCAGCCAGGUUAUGGCACACACAGGAGCCCAGUCGUCAGCCUCCACCCCCAACAGCAUGCAAGGUCCGUCCCACUCCCAGCCCAAUGUCAUGGGCCUCCACAGUGGCAUGGCCGGCCAGCCCCCAGGCACCACCUCAGGCCCCAGUAUGGGCCACCCUGGCCUCCAGACCCAGAUGAUGGGCCUCCAGAGCCAGCUUGUGUCCUCGUCCCCCAGCCAGAUGGUCCAGGGUGGGGGUCCGGGGCAAACGGUCCUCUCCAGACCCCUCAACCCAGGGCAGAGAGGAGGCAUGACCCCACCCAAGCAGCUGAUGCCCCAGCAGGGCCAGGGGGUGAUGCACAGCCAGGUGGGUGGAGGGCAGGGGCACCAGGCAAUGCUCCUACAACAGCAGCAGCAACAACAACAAAACUCCAUGAUGGAACAGAUGCAACAGAUGCAAGGAAACAAACAGGCGUUUGGGGUGAAAGUUCAAGCCGGGGUCAUGCCAGGUCAGAUGAUGCGGGGUCCGUCUCCUAACGUGCCCGGUAACAUGUCUCAGUUCCAGCAAGCUCAGGUGGGCCAACAACAGCAGCAGCAGCAGCAGCAGCAGCAGCAAAUGGCUCAGCUCCAACAACAGCAGCAGCAACAUCAGCUACAACAUCAACAGAUGACCCAGCAGCAGCCCCAACAGGUCCCCAUGGGUGGCAACCCCAACCAGGCCAUGGGUAUGCACAGUCAGAUGAGACUCCCCAGUGGUCAUCCUCUGGUCCAGCAGCAGCUACAGCAGCAGCAGCAGCAGCAGCUCCAACAACAGAAACAACAACAAGCCAUUCUACAACAGCAGCAACAACAGGCGACGCAGCAACACCCACACGCUCUCGGAGACCCCAGUGGCUGUACAGGCGACAUGGGCAGUGUCCAACAGAUGCUCCAGGACAUGCAGGGUCAGCAACAGCAGCAAGGCAUGACAGGAAUUGGAGCCCCCCAGCACAUGCAGGUGGGCAACGGCCACUUCCCGGGUCACGGGAUGAACUUCAAUCCCCAGUUCGGGGGUCAAAUGCCUAUGAGUGGGUUGUGCGCUCAGGCAGGGGGUUUCCCAGUGAACAAGGACGUGACGCUGACCAGUCCUCUCCUGGUCAACCUGCUCCAGAGUGACAUCUCAGCUAGUCAGUUUGGACCUGGGGGGAAGCAGGGGGCUGGAGGACCUGGCCAGGCCAAACCCAAGAAGAAGAAACCACCACGCAAGAAGAAGCCCAAAGUAGGAGAGGGACAGCAGCCAAUGGAGGGGCUAGGGGGUCUGGAUGUGGGUGUUGGCCUGGAGGACCCAGAGCUGCCAGCAAUCAGUGGGGAACAGGGGGUGGGCAUGGACCAUUCUGGACCCAAACUUUCAGACUUCACCAACAGGCCUGCAGCUUUCCCAGGUCAGCCUGGAGACCAGAGAGUCCUACAGCAGGUGCCUAUGCAGUUCAUGCAGCAGCAGCACCAGCAACAGCAAAUGCAGCAUCAGCAGCAGCAGCAGCUGCAACAACAACAACAGCAGCUGCAGCAACAACAACAAAUUCAGCAACAGCAGCAAAUGCAACAGCAGCAAAUGCAACAACAGCAGCAACAGAUGCAGCAGCAGAUGCAGGGAAUGCAGGUUCCUCUAGGACAGCAGCAGGGGGUGGCUGGAGCUCUGGGUCAGACUCAAGGCCAGCCACAGAUGCACCCUCAUCAGCUACAACAACAACAAAAGCAGCAACAACCACACCAUCAACAGCAGCAGCAGCAGCAACAACAGCAGCAGAUGGUCAUGAAGAUGCAGCAGGAGCAGGCUAAAAACCGGAUGCCCCAUCAUCCAGGCGGGCAGAACCCCCCCAGGGGCAUGAUGAACCCCGGGGAGGCCCAGAGGAUGCCUGGCACCCAGCAGGGCAACAUGCCCGUCAUGAUCAACCUCCAGGGGCAUGGAGGAGUGCCCCCCUCCCCAGACAAAUCCAGAGGGAUGCCCCUCAUGGUCAACCCACAGAUGGCUGGGGCAGCCCGGCGGAUGUCUCAUCCUGAGGCAGCGCCUGGUUCCCAAGGAACGGGGGCUGAGGAGGCCCCUGGAGUGCCCCACUCCCUGCAGGACAGACCUGGAGGCCAGGAGAUGGGGAUGCAGUCUGGGAAUGGAGCCCAACAGAUGGUGGUGAACCAGGGCACAAACGCCCACAUGGUGAAGCAGGGCCCCAGCCCCUCGCCCAUGCCCCAGCACCCUGGAGCCAGUCCCCAACAACAGAUGCCCCCUCAGCCCCUGCAGGGUGGCCCCAUGCCUGGCCUCCACUUCCCUAACGUCGCCACCACCUCCCAGAGCUCCAGGCCCAAAACACCCAACCGGGCCAGUCCCAGGCCCUACCACCACCCUCUCACACCAACCAACCGUCCUCCCAGCACUGAGCCCUCUGAGAUCAACCUCUCCCCUGAGAGGCUGAACGCCUCCAUCGCAGGCCUGUUUCCCCCCAAGAUCAACAUCCCUCUGCCCCCCAGGCAGCCCAACCUCAGCCGGGGCUUUGAACAGCAGGGUGGGCUCAACCCCACCACUCUCAAAGCCAUAGGUCAGGCCCCUCCCAGCCUAACUAUGUCCAGCAACAAUGGAAGUGGUGGAGGUAACUCUAACAAUGGUCAGCAGUCUUUCCCUACAGGUAGUGGAGCAGCCAAUUUGGGCCAAGGGAAACAGGACAAGCAGUCUGGAGGAGGGCAGGCUAAAAGGGCCAGUCCCAGUAACAGCCGCAGAUCCAGCCCUGCCUCCAGCCGCAAAGCCACUACCCCCAGCCCGGGGAGGCAGAAGGGGGCUAAGAUUGCCCUAAACUCCCCUCACCAGCAACACAUGGUCAACCCCCAGACAGGGCAGACUAUGAUGUUGAGCCCUACCCCAGUGCCUCCUAGCCCAGUCUCUCUCCCACUAGCGGUUGGGGUGGGCCUGGACGCCCAUCAGAUCCAGAGCCCCUUCCAGGGGUUCCAGGAUAACACAGCUGAGAUGCCCAGGGAAGGGCAGGGAAUGGCAGGUGUAGAGCAGCGGCAGAUGCCCCAGCCUUUGAGGGAGCUCUCCGCCCCCCGGAUGGCUAGCCUUCGUGUCCCAACUCCUCAGGAGGCUAAAGCUGGGCUUGAGUGCACAAUGGUAGCAGGGGAGAGGCAGCCUGUACAGAUGGCUCCUCAGCAGGAGUUUGUAUCUUUAUAUGAGGCCUCUCCUGCUCUCAGGGAUGCACCUACCUCCCUUAACCAGCUGCUGGAUAACGCAGCCACCCCCAGCGUGCCUGCCAGGCCCACACAGAGUGCUCCAGCUGGGGAUACUGUCUGCAAGGAGAGCACUAAAGCCUCCAUAGAUCAAGAGAACCCAUCCAGUGCUUUUCAGAGCUCGGAUGUGGGGGCUACUGCUGUUGCUACUACUGGUGCUGCUGUGAACGAGCCAGAAGCUAAACCCAAGCCCAGCUCAACCCCCAGCCCCAAACUCCCAAAUCCAGCCAGUUGUCCUAAUCUGCAGCCUAAAGGAAGCCCCAAUCGUAAUGCUAAUCACAGCCCUAGCUCCAAUCUAAACUCGACUGCUAGCCCCAACCCUACUCUAAACCCUACUCCUAGUCUUCGUAUCAAUGUGGGCGCUAGCCCCAACACAGCCACAGUCAGUUACAGUUGUCCCAACCUCAACGUUUCCCCCAGCCCAAACCCUAACUCAAACCCUGCAGUUAGUCCCAAAUUAAUCCCCAGCCCUAAACCCCUGGCAAGUGUCUCCACAGUCCUGCAGAUCCCUGCAUCCUCUGCCACCAUCUCCCCCAACCAGAUAACCGUGUUUGUCACCUCCAACCCUAUCAGUUCCACCUCCACCCCUCAGACCCCCCCAGCCAUCGUCUCCACUAUGGUGGCCAUGCCCAAUAAGAACAUCAGACCACAGCAGCUCAGCCAGCAGACCACUGCCCCCCGGCCCCAAUUCAUUACCACGCCUGUGUUUAUUAAUACCGGUACCCCAAUCUUCCAGGUCCCCGCUGCAUCUGUGGCCCCCAACACCACAAUGGUGUCCCAGCCGAUCACCAUGGUAGGGCCCAUACAGGUGUCCACCACUAAUAUCCAGCUCACCGCCGCUCCAACCCAGGCCCAAGCCCCAGUCACAGGCUCUGCCUGGACCCAGGCUUCUGUGGUCAGUGUUGCCGGCACCCAGCCUGCCCGAACGCUAGUUGAGCAGGUCCAGAUGGCCAGCAGACAGGCUUCCCCUGUCCCUGUUAGUAACUUGCCUCCUCCCCAGCAGCAAAGCCCUACCACUCCCAAGCCAGAGACCUCUGGUGAGGCGCUCACCGGACAGAAAUCUAGCCCGCCAGUUGGGCAGCCUUCCCGCCGUCCAAGCCCCUAUCCCACAGCCUCUACGUUUGCCUCGUCUCCCUUCCAGCAGCCCCUAGGGUCCCCUUUUCCAUGCUCCCCCUCCUUGGCUGCCCAGGGAAAGCCUUUCCAGGCUCCUGGCUCUGCACCAGUGAGCAGUCCACCAGAUUCCCAGCAGGUUUCUAAGGAAUGGCCAGCCCAGACUUUAGGGGGGGCUUACCAGCACCAGGCAGGUCUGAACGCUGGGGGUGUGCCCAGUCAUACAUCCCCUGCAUCUCUCACCCGGACUGAGGCCACAGUGUCUGGAGCACAGACUCAGACUACUUCUGCUGCUGCUCCGAAAGUCACCACUCCUCCUCCUCCCGUAUCAGCUCCAACUCCUGUUCGUGCUCAACCUGCUACACCAGCCCAGUCCCCUGUCCCUGCCCCAGCCUCUAAACCUACCACCCCUCCGCCAGUCUCAGUCCCUGUCACCACCCCAAUCACUACUACUGCCCCUGUUCCUACCACUGCUACAUUUCUCCCUGAUCCGGCUCCUCCUUCAGCCCCAGUCCCGAUACCAAAUCUGUCCCCAUCUACAUCUCCUGUUGCCACCACUGGACCCUCCAACCCCCCCAGGGACUCCUCAGCCAUAUCCUCCCCAGCGGCCCUUACCCCUACUGUGGCUCAGCCUGUCCCCACAGCCAUGGAGCCUCCAAGCCAGCCAGCCCCACCAGAGGCCACAGCACCUUCGGAGAACACCCAGAUCACCCCAGUGUCAAUCCAACCUGAAGCUCUACAGCAAGAGGAGCCUUCUGCUACCGAAAAGACUGCAGAAGAAGUUUCCGCUGUAACUGAACAAGGAUGGGCAAAGAAAAGAAAGACACCCGUUAACUUAGUCUCAAGGGCUGCCGUGGAGAAGUCGAAGGGUCCUAGCAGACGGAGCUCGCGGGCCGACAAGGAGGUGGAGGAGGAGACUGUGGCAGACAGCAUGCAGAGGAAGAGACCGGCCAGGCCUGGAGCCAGUGCUGCUGCUAAAGAAACGGGUGCCAGCCCUACCCAGGCUAAGAGAAGGAAGUCUAAAUGACCACAGUAGUGAAACCCUGUGAACUGAACUGUAAAUUUAUUUUUCUCUGUCAAUCAUUCGAUGAGCUUCUUUUCUCCAGGAUUACACAUUUUUGAUGGUGAAAAUAACCAUGUACAGAUAAUUGUUUGAAAAAUAAUUGUUGAUGUUUUGUCCCUGCUAUCAUGUGAGGUUGUAGCUAGGGUGUGUGUGUGUGUGUGUGUGUGUGUGUGUGUGUGUGUGUGUGUGUGUGUGUGUGUGUGUGUGUGUGUGUGUGUGUGUGUGUGUGUGUGUGUGUGUGUGUGUGUGUGUGUGUGUGUGUGUGUGUGUGUGUAAUUAAUUAUGUGAAGACUGAUAAUAAAACUUGACUCAAUUGUAUAAUUAUGUUGUAAAACUUAAUUAAAUUUUCUACUACUUUUUUGUCCUGUGAUGAAAUGGUUUAAUGUGCUUUACUUCCAAAGUUGUACUGUGAUAUUCUGUGAAAGUUAGCUGCAUGAAUUCUUUCAUAUACCGUUUUAACAUGGUUCAAUGCUGUCACCUUUGCAUUGCAGACUGACAAUUGAGUAUUUAUUGUAAUUCAGAAAGUGACCCUAUUUGUCAUCGGUUUCCGUGUUUCUAACGUGAUCUUACCAGAAAUCAGUGAAUUACAGCUGUUUUAGUGAAGAACCAUGUAGGACAGUAGGCAACAUUAUUUUAAUUAAUUUCAGUAUGCACAGUUGCCAGAAAUUCAGACCCAGUGCGCAACGAUUCCAAUCUAUCCAGACUACUCCAUCAACCGCAUCUUCUUACCUUGGGCAUCUUUCUUGUGUAUGCUUUACAAGCAAAUUGACAAUGAUCAUGGUCAAAGAGACUCGCAGGUAGUGUUAUUAUGCUUUAUGUUUUUUAUAUUUAGUAGGAUAGAUAGUUUUUUGAAUUGUGACAAUUGGUUUCAUUGACUAUAUAAUGAUAAAAAGUCAUUUGUUUACAUGGAUACAAUCGAUAUGUAAAUAAAGUUUCUUUAGUUGUCA